Molecule: messenger RNA, 822 nt
Organism: Frankliniella occidentalis (western flower thrips)
Lineage: Eukaryota; Metazoa; Arthropoda; Insecta; Thysanoptera; Thripidae
Exons: 3
Source: RefSeq, a predicted model, not a curated record
AUGGGUUCGUCUGGUCGACCGCGGUGCGGCGUGGGGGUUACCGGAUACCUGUGGGCUCAGGUGACGAGGGGGAGUGUGACGGCGCGGUCUCUCUUGGCCUCGACAGGUGACCUGGGAGUGGCCUGGCUGACCCUGACCUGCUGCCGCCUGCGGCUGGCGCCCCUCAACCUCCCCGACCUCGACGUGGGCGUCCCCGUGCUGGAGACCUUCCACCAGGACCCGCUCGGCUACAUCUCGGAGAUGUGCAUCGGCCAGCCCUGGGUCCACGUGCUACCGAGCUUGAAGAGAGGCUUGAUCGUGGGGAUCAGCAAGACGCUACCCGAGGAGACGCCCUUCAGGAGGUACAAGGACCUGCGGCGACACUGGAAGAACAUGUACGGAUACCGCCUGUCCGAGGAGCCGGCCGACAUGUACUGCUCGGUGUACUUCCGCGCCCUGGGCGGCGUGCCCAUGACCUACCCGUGGCCGUGCCUCACGCCCAGGAUGCCGUCCGGGUUGCGCUGCCUCGACGUGCAGGCCGUCGUGCUGAGCUUCCUGGCCGACGUGGCGCUCAGGAUGCCGACGGUGUGCGGCGAGCCGUCGCCCGUGGCCGUGGACGGCAUGGCGCGGCUGACGGCCACCCUCUGCACCGCGGCGGCCCCCGAGGCGCAGUACGACGCCGCCGGCGGCGACCCCAACAGCGGCGCACCGCCGCCGCCGCGCCCCAACCUCAGGCCGCUGGCCCUGGGCGAGAACACGUCGCCCUCGCCCCCCAGGAACCAGGACACCGACGACGAGAGCGUCGCGAGCACCUGCCCGCUCAGCCUCGCCACGCAGAGAGAU